AUGGAAAUCAAAGAUUUGGCAGAUUUAUAUGGAGACGAACUCCAAUUGAAAAAUAUGAUAAGGAAGAAUUCUGCUAGGUCUUUGGCUAUAGCGCAAAGAUCCAAAUUGGAUUCUUCUGAUGGACAAACUAUUGAUGAUCAUGAUCAAUUUUAUAAGGACCAUAAAUUACUUCUCACUUUAUUCAGAAUAUUAGCUGUGAUGCCAAUCCAACGUGGAAAAAUUGGAAAAAUAACAUUUGGUUGGCUCAGUGUACCUAUGUUGUAUGCUUACGUAUUUUACGCCGUCACUACAGUCAUAGUCAUUUUUGUAGGAUGCGAAAGAGUUGAUAUAUUAUUGAAUAAGAGUAAAAAAUUCGAUGAAUAUAUAUAUUCCAUCAUAUUCAUAAUUUUCCUUGUCCCUCAUUUUUGGAUACCGUUCGUAGGUUGGGGGGUUGCAAAAGAAGUUUGUGACUAUAAAAAUGGAUGGGGUACUUUCCAGUUACACUACUACAAAAUAACGGGAAGAAAUUUGGAGUUUCCGUAUUUGAGCACAUUGAUAGUUAUAAUUAGUUUAGGAUGUCUCGUACUUGCUGUUGCAUUUUUAUUGAUAUUAAGUGCACUCUUGGACGACUUCACGUUAUAUCACACUACGGCUUACUUUCACAUUAUAACGAUGUUGAACAUGUCCUCAGCUUUGUGGUACAUAAAUUGUAGGGCCAUCGGUAACGCUAGUUAUGCGUUGGCUAAAAGCUUUCAAAUGGAAAUCGAUAGUCAUUGUACGAGUUCUAUAAUCUCACAUUAUAGAGUAUUAUGGUUGGAGCUUAGUGAACUUUUGCAAGCUAUUGGAAAUGCUUACGCGAGAACUUAUGCUACGUAUUCCCUAUUUAUGAUUACUAAUAUUACUAUCGCUACAUAUGGAUUCAUUUCGGAAAUAAUGGAACAUGGUAUAACGUUUUCUUUUAAAGAAGUAGGUUUAUUAGUGGCUAGCGUUUAUUGCUUGGUAUUGCUUUGCAUUUACUGUAAUUGUUCUCAUGAAGCUUCUGAUAAUAUAGCUAGUAAAGUACAAGCUUCUCUUAUGGAAAUCAAAUUGAAUUUCGUCAAUGUGGCAACUGUUAAAGAGAUUGAUCUGUUUUUGACUGCGAUACGCUUAAACCCACCAACGGUAUCUCUCAAAGGAUAUUCAGAUGUUGACAGGAAAUUAAUUACGUCGAGCGUAUCGACAAUAGCUAUAUAUUUGAUAGUUCUGCUACAGUUCAAAAUUAGUCUUAUAAAUUUAAAGCCAGUAGAUUGA
Molecule: messenger RNA, 1269 nt
Organism: Diorhabda sublineata
Lineage: Eukaryota; Metazoa; Arthropoda; Insecta; Coleoptera; Chrysomelidae
Gene: Tcgr2
Product: gustatory and odorant receptor 22-like
Exons: 7
Coding region: 1-1269 (422 amino acids)
Biological process (GO): sensory perception of taste
Cellular component (GO): neuronal cell body; axon; dendrite
Source: RefSeq, a predicted model, not a curated record